AAACCCUUCAUAUAUAUAUAUAUAUAUAUAUUGCGGCGGCGGCGCAAGAACACAGACGAGAGAAAAUUGCUUCCAUGUUCUCUGAUGGCUGAAGAAUGCGAAGCGUGACCGAGAAUUGUGCUUUCAUCGUUUGUUUCGAAAUUUGGGAUAUUCAUUCUGCGCGGAUUUUGUGAAUCUAGCUUCGCGUGUUGGUGAUUGUGUAUUUUGGGGAUUAUGGAUUACCGGAUGAUGGAUGUGGAGUCGCUCAAACAGUUGAUGCUCGUUCGCAUUGGAGAACUCGAGCAAAAGGGGUUGGUGGAUCAACACUUUCGGAAUUGCUAUUCACUGAAGGAGGGCAAUGGUAUUAAGUUUUUUGUGGAGCUGAUUCCAAUAUUUAAGGAUGAUGUUCAGAAAACAAUCAACGAUAUGACAGAUGCAUUGAAUCAACCAGUUAUGAACUUCAGGCAAAUGUAUUUGGACUUUAUCAAGCUUAAAGGAAGUUCAUCAUGCUUUGGUGCUUGUCGAGUCCGAGAGGCAUGCGCUACUUUAUAUGAGGCUAUUGAGAACAAAUCCAAAGAGAGAUGUAUCUGGGCUCUGGAUGGUAUAAAGCACGAGCAGAAGUAUCUUGAGGACCAUUUAGACAUCAUUGUCGAGAUUGAGAAUGAAAUCAUCGCAAGGUCAGGCGGACAGAGGCGACAGAUUUGAGAGUUUGUACUUGGAUGGAUCGAUCAUAUAUAUAUAUAUAUAUAUAUAUAUAUAUAUGGUAUUUGGCUUCUCAUCUAUCUCAGGGAAUUUUAUUAUUAUUAAUUAGUAAGUACUAUUUUGUUGAAUUGAUCUGAAUUUAAGCAGUUGACUGAUGAUGAAUAGACGACCAUAUUUAACAAUAAUUGUUUUUGCUAUUUUUGUGGA
Molecule: messenger RNA, 888 nt
Organism: Andrographis paniculata
Lineage: Eukaryota; Viridiplantae; Streptophyta; Magnoliopsida; Lamiales; Acanthaceae
Product: histidine-containing phosphotransfer protein 2-like
Exons: 7
Coding region: 214-684 (156 amino acids)
Biological process (GO): cytokinin-activated signaling pathway; phosphorelay signal transduction system; phosphorylation
Cellular component (GO): cytoplasm; nucleus
Molecular function (GO): histidine phosphotransfer kinase activity; protein histidine kinase binding
Source: RefSeq, a predicted model, not a curated record